Eimeria mitis is the source of this 465-nucleotide messenger RNA. RefSeq lists its product as uncharacterized. The transcript has 3 exons. Bases 1 to 465 code for a protein of 154 amino acids. NCBI's taxonomy places the organism in Eukaryota, Apicomplexa, Conoidasida, Eucoccidiorida, Eimeriidae. The record is from RefSeq and is a predicted model, not a curated record.
AUGCUGAAUGCCUUGCAGCAACAGCAGCAGCAAGAUGCAUCAGCGGAGCCCGUAUACGCAUCUCAGGAGGCAGCCUGUAUUGAUGGUACCCAGUUUGUCCAGCGCUUUGAAGCCGCGGUCCCGCUGAUGCUCCCUCUAAUCGCCGAGGAAAUAAACCGAGUCGCUGAUCCCGAUCGUCUAGAUCAAGAAGAGAGCCGGCGAGGAUUGGCUGGGCAGCUGGACGGGAGUGAGGGGGGGGGUCUUUCAAGUUCUUCUGUAGCAAAGCUGGCGGAUGUUAGCACGCACUCGAAGGUUGAGGAGGCCCAGUCACUGAAGGGGCCCUCUCUGCUGCUGCUCAUAACCAAAGACAGCAGCAUAGAGUGCCUCGCGGAUCACCUGCUGCCAUUUGUGUGGGGCCUCCUCACGGGGGCCUCAUGCAAACGAGUCUUUGUUGCUCCUGUCGAGGCAGCAGCUGCUCCUGCUUAG